AUGGAGAUAACUGGGACGGCCCACUCUGAGAUAACUGGGACGUUCCACUCUGGGGCGGUCCACUCUGGGGCGGUCCACUCUGGGGCGGUCCACUCUGGGGUGGUCCACUCUGGAACGGCCCACUCUGGAAUGGCCCACUCUGGGGCGGUCCACUCUGGGGUGGUCCACUCUGGAACGGCCCACUCUGGAAUGGCCCACUCUGAGGCGGUCCACUCUGGGACGGCCUACUCUGAGAUAACUGGGACGGUCCACUCUGGGGCGGUCCACUCUGGAACGGUCCACUCUGAAACGACCGACAGUUUGUGUAACUCCGAGGUCCACUUGGACAAAGACCAACCAUUAAAACUACAUUUGUUCCUUUUCAUGCCUUGGGAUUCUGAACCAGGGAAGAGAGAAUUGGAGGAGACCCUGGUGCGGCUGGUGAACGGGUCCGGGCUCCACGAAGGUCGGGUGGAGGUGUUCCACGAGCAGCGCUGGGGCACGGUGUGUGACGACAUGUGGGACAAGAAAGACGGGGACGUGGUCUGCCGGAUGUUAGGGCACCGAGGGGCCGCCGAGGUGCACAAGACCGGGCGCUUCGGACAAGUCACAAAAGAUGGUGCCAAGGUCGAGGCUUGGGGUGGGGUUCGGUGUGGCCUGUGUGUUGUGUUGUGUGGCCUGUGUGUGGUGUGGCCUGUGUGUUGUGUGGCCUGUGUGUUGUGUUGUGUGGCCUGUGUGUUGUGUGGCCUGUGUGUUGUGUGGCCUGUGUGUGGUGUGGCCUGUGUGUUGUGUGGUGUGGCCUGUGUGUUGUGUGGCCUGUGUGUUGUGUGGCCUGUGUGUUGUCUGGCCUGUGUUGUGGUGUGGCCUGUGUGUGGUGUGGCCUGUGUGUUGUGUGGUCUGUGUGUGUUGUGUGGCCUGUGUGUUGUGUUGUGUGGCCUGUGUGUGGUGUGGCCUGUGUGUUGUGUGGCCUGUAUGUUGUGUGGUGUGGCCUGUGUGUUGUGUGGCCUGUGUGUUGUGUGGUCUGUGUGUGUUGUGUGGCCUGUGUGUUGUGUGGCCUGUGUGUUGUGUGGCCUGUGUGUGGUGUGGCCUGUGUGUUGUGUGGUGUGGCCUGUGUGUUGUGUGGCCUGUGUGUUGUGUGGCCUGUGUGUUGUGUGGCCUGUGUGUUGUGUGGUCUGUGUGUGUUGUGUGGCCUGUGUGUUGUGUGGCCUGUGUGUUGUGUGGCCUGUGUGUGGUGUGGCCUGUGUGUUGUGUGGUGUGGCCUGUGUGUUGUGUGGCCUGUGUGUGGUGUGGCCUGUGUGUGGUGUGGCCUGUGUGUGGUGUGGCCUGUGUGUGGUGUGGCCUGUGUGUGGUGUGGCCUGUGUGUUGUGUGGUCUGUGUGUGUUGUGUGGCCUGUGUGUUGUGUUGUGUGGCCUGUGUGUGGUGUGGCCUGUGUGUUGUGUGGCCUGUAUGUUGUGUGGUGUGGCCUGUGUGUGGUGUGGCCUGUGUGUUGUGUUGUGUGGCCUGUGUGUUGUGUGGUCUGUGUGUGUUGUGUGGCCUGUGUGUUGUGUUGUGUGGCCUGUGUGUGGUGUGGCCUGUGUGUGGUGUGGCCUGUGUGUUGUGUUGUGUGGCCUGUGUGUUGUGUGGCCUGUGUGUUGUGUUGUGUGGCCUGUGUGUUGUGUGGUGUGGCCUGUGUGUGUUGUGUGGUGUGGCCUGUGUGUGGUGUGGCCAGUGUGUUGUGUUGUGUGGCCUGUGUGUGGUGUGGCCAGUGUGUUGUGUUGUGUGGCCUGUGUGUUGUGUAGUGUGGCCUGUGUGUUGUGUUGUGUGGCCUGUGUGUUGUGUGGCCUGUGUGUUGUGUUGUGUGGCCUGUGUGUGGUGUGGCCUGUGUGUUGUGUGGCCUGUGUGUUGUGUGGCCUGUAUGUUGUGUUGUGUGGCCUGUGUGUUGUGUGGUGUGGCCUGUGUGUGGUGUGGCCUGUGUGUUGUGUGGCCUGUGUGUUGUGUUGUGUGGCCUGUGUGUGGUGUGGCCUGUGUGUUGUGUGGCCUGUGUGUUGUGUUGUGUGGCCUGUGUGUUGUGUGGUGUGGCCUGUGUGUGGUGUGGCCUGUGUGUUGUGUUGUGUGGCCUGUGUGUUGUGUUGUGUGGUGUGGCCUGUGUGUGUGUGUGUGGUGUGGCCUGUGUGUGGUGUGGCCAGUGUGUUGUGUUGUGUGGCCUGUGUGUUGUGUAGUGUGGCCUGUGUGUUGUGUGGCCUGUGUGUUGUGUGGCCUGUGUGUGUUGUGUGGCCUGUGUGUUGUGUGGCCUGUGUGUGUUGUGUGGCCUGUGUGUUGUGUAGUGUGGCCUGUGUGUUGUGUUGUGUGGCCUGUGUGUUGUGUGGUGUGGCCUGUGUGUGUUGUGUGGUGUGGCCUGGGUGUGGUGUGGCCUGUGUGUUGUGUGGCCUUGUGACCUGUGUGUUGUGUUGUGUUGCCUGUGUGUUGUGUGGCCUGUGUUGUGUUGUGUGGCCUGUGUGUGGUGUGGCCUGUGUGUUGUGUGGCCUGUGUGUUGUGUUGUGUGGCCUGUGUGUUGUGUGGCCUGUGUGUUGUGUGGCCUGUGUGUGGUGUGGCCUGUGUGUUGUGUGGUGUGGCCUGUGUGUUGUGUGGCCUGUGUGUUGUCUGGCCUGUGUGUGGUGUGGCCUGUGUGUGGUGUGGCCUGUGUGUUGUGUGGUGUGGCCUGUGUGUUGUGUGGUCUGUGUGUGUUGUGUGGCCUGUGUGUUGUGUUGUGUGGCCUGUGUGUGGUGUGGCCUGUGUGUUGUGUGGCCUGUAUGUUGUGUGGUGUGGCCUGUGUGUGGUGUGGCCUGUGUGUUGUGUGGCCUGUGUGUUGUGUGGUCUGUGUGUGUAGUGUGGCCUGUGUGUUGUGUGGCCUGUGUGUUGUGUGGUCUGUGUGUGUUGUGUGGCCUGUGUGUUGUGUGGCCUGUGUGUUGUGUGGCCUGUGUGUGGUGUGGCCUGUGUGUUGUGUGGUGUGGCCUGUGUGUUGUGUGGCCUGUGUGUUGUGUGGCCUGUGUGUUGUCUGGCCUGUGUGUGGUGUGGCCUGUGUGUGGUGUGGCCUGUGUGUGGUGUGGCCUGUGUGUGGUGUGGCCUGUGUGUUGUGUGGUGUGGCCUGUGUGUUGUGUGGUCUGUGUGUGUUGUGUGGCCUGUGUGUUGUGUUGUGUGGCCUGUGUGUGGUGUGGCCUAUGUGUUGUGUGGCCUGUAUGUUGUGUGGUGUGGCCUGUGUGUGGUGUGGCCUGUGUGUUGUGUUGUGUGGCCUGUGUGUUGUGUGGUCUGUGUGUGUUGUGUGGCCUGUGUGUUGUGUUGUGUGGCCUGUGUGUGGUGUGGCCUGUGUGUUGUGUGGCCUGUGUGUUGUGUGGUGUGGCCUGUGUGUGGUGUGGCCUGUGUGUUGUGUUGUGUGGCCUGUGUGUUGUGUGGCCUGUGUGUUGUGUUGUGUGGCCUGUGUGUUGUGUGGUGUGGCCUGUGUGUGUUGUGUGGUGUGGCCUGUGUGUGGUGUGGCCAGUGUGUUGUGUUGUGUGGCCUGUGUGUGGUGUGGCCAGUGUGUUGUGUUGUGUGGCCUGUGUGUUGUGUAGUGUGGCCUGUGUGUUGUGUUGUGUGGCCUGUGUGUUGUGUGGCCUGUGUGUUGUGUUGUGUGGCCUGUGUGUGGUGUGGCCUGUGUGUUGUGUGGCCUGUGUGUUGUGUGGCCUGUAUGUUGUGUUGUGUGGCCUGUGUGUUGUGUGGUGUGGCCUGUGUGUGGUGUGGCCUGUGUGUUGUGUGGCCUGUGUGUUGUGUUGUGUGGCCUGUGUGUGGUGUGGCCUGUGUGUUGUGUGGCCUGUGUGUUGUGUUGUGUGGCCUGUGUGUUGUGUGGUGUGGCCUGUGUGUGGUGUGGCCUGUGUGUUGUGUUGUGUGGCCUGUGUGUUGUGUGGCCUGUGUGUUGUGUUGUGUGGUGUGGCCUGUGUGUGUUGUGUGGUGUGGCCUGUGUGUGGUGUGGCCAGUGUGUUGUGUUGUGUGGCCUGUGUGUUGUGUAGUGUGGCCUGUGUGUUGUGUGGCCUGUGUGUUGUGUGGCCUGUGUGUGUUGUGUGGCCUGUGUGUUGUGUGGCCUGUGUGUGUUGUGUGGCCUGUGUGUUGUGUAGUGUGGCCUGUGUGUUGUGUUGUGUGGCCUGUGUGUUGUGUGGUGUGGCCUGUGUGUGUUGUGUGGUGUGGCCUGGGUGUGGUGUGGCCUGUGUGUUGUGUGGCCUGUGCGUGUAG
Knipowitschia caucasica is the source of this 4197-nucleotide messenger RNA. NCBI's taxonomy places the organism in Eukaryota, Metazoa, Chordata, Actinopteri, Gobiiformes, Gobiidae. The record is from the annotation of a GenBank genome assembly.